This is a messenger RNA of Desarmillaria tabescens, 611 nucleotides long. RefSeq lists its product as uncharacterized. Bases 190 to 579 code for a protein of 129 amino acids. Gene Ontology annotation, molecular function: hydroxyisourate hydrolase activity. The record is from RefSeq and is a predicted model, not a curated record. Lineage: Eukaryota; Fungi; Basidiomycota; Agaricomycetes; Agaricales; Physalacriaceae. Gene Ontology annotation, biological process: purine nucleobase metabolic process. The transcript is spliced from 4 exons.
UCCCUCAUUCAAAUUAAAGUUUGCUACUCAACGAUUCCAUAGCCUUAUAUUUGCAUGAAUUUUCCCCUAGAUUUUCAGAGCGGUCGAGUUCGACAAGAACCAUGCGGGCCGGUGUUCCGUAUCCCGGAAUCUCGGCACUCCCAUCUCGACCUCACGACGAAACGCCUCUCCCGUUAAACGUCGAUAUUAAUGUCAAGAUCUCCUAUCACUUGCCAUAUUCUCGACUCGUCGUCAGGAAAGCCUGUUCCGAAUGUAGAGAUUAGGCUGCAGCGCUACGAACCCGGAAAAUCAGAGGAUGAACCAGACAUCUUUGUUCCAUUGGCAAAAGGGAUAACAAACUCAGACGGCAGAUGUCCGGACCUUCUUCCGCCACUGGAGGCCUCAGAAGAAACGAGGCGUUUGCUAACUGCCGGGUCGUACAAGGUAAUCUUCAGGAUCAAAGAGUACUUCGAGAGCAAGGGACAAAAAUGCUUUUAUCCGUGGGUCGAGAUAACGUUCAAUCUCGAAAACCCCGCGGAACAUUACCACAUUCCUCUUCUCAUUAGCCCCUACUCUUUUACUACAUACCGUGGCAGUUGAGCAUUAUAGGGGCCCCAAUACUUGAAUGACAU